AUGUCGGCCGUCGCUGGACCCUCGUCCGCCAAGAAGUCGUCGUCGUCAAAGAAGACCAAGGCCGCCGCCGCCGCCGCGCCGCCCGCGCGCUCCGAGUCGGUGGUGGACUCGAGCUCCGAGGACGAGAGCGAGAACGAGAGCGUGAACAGCGACGACCUCGACCGCGUCGUCGUCCCCAGCACGCCGGCCGCGAGCGCGAGCACGCCCCGGGCGAGCAAGUCGAGGUCGGGCAUGGCUCGCUACCAGCCGCCGUCCGGCAUGGAGCCCAUCAUUGCGUCUGUGUCGUUCAAGAACUCGCCGUUCGAGUUUGACGAGAUGGCCAGCAAGCCCGGCGCCGAGGUGUGGGCCAUUCGUAUGCCCGUGGACUUCAAGGCAUCCCGCCUUUCGGGCCUGGCCGUCAAGGUGUCGUCGUCCGGCGUCAGCGGCGAGGUCAGCACCAAGAGCGGCAGCUACGCGCUGCAGGCGGCGAGCGCGGACGCCGACGGCGCCGGCGCAGAGAUGGGCGGCCUCAGCCUGCUGGUUCCGCACAUGGCGCGUGCCGGCAAGCUUGUUCGCGCACCCAUCACCGUUUCGCGUAACCUCCUGCUCACGCCGGUCGAGGGCGUCGCCGCCGCCGCUGAGAGCGCGAGCACCGAGUGGGUCGCGCCGCCCAAGGUCAAGCGCGCGCAGCCCGAACACAAGUUCAAGUUCCGCAACUGCGUCGCGGGCUUUGACACUGCCGGUCCUGGCGCCACCGCCGAGGCCGUGGCUGCUGCUGCUGCUGCCUCUGUGGCCAAGCCCCAGCCCGCGGCAGCAGUCGAGUCGAGCCCCGAGAGCGCGGCCAAGAAGCCCAAGCUCGACAAGGAGAAGCGCACCAAGAAGCGUAAGAGUGAUGUCGACGGCACGCCCUCCAAGAAGAAGAAGAAGGAGUAG
Molecule: messenger RNA, 912 nt
Organism: Apiotrichum porosum
Lineage: Eukaryota; Fungi; Basidiomycota; Tremellomycetes; Trichosporonales; Trichosporonaceae
Exons: 4
Coding region: 1-912 (303 amino acids)
Biological process (GO): transcription by RNA polymerase I
Source: RefSeq, a predicted model, not a curated record